AUGGAAUGUUUGAAUGCCGUUUUGUCACGCUUGGACCGCACAGAGGCUGACAUCUUCAACGUCACACAAGAGUUGGCUGUCCUGCGUGAAUGUCUUGCAAAAUCUGGGGCUCUGAGCCAAGAAGUGUUCAAAGCGCGACUCCAUCACAGGCGUUUUGAAGCACUUCGACAACAUGUCGAGCCGCCAUUGGUGCAGAGCAGAGACGAGUCUCUCUACGAUGCUCUGGAUCAUGCCAGCCUACUCCUUCCGAUCGUACAGUUUUCAGGUUUGCAAUGUACUUCUGCGUUGGAGAGGUCUUCCAAGCAAGCUGUGACCGCGCUGCGGAGAUUGAUGGGUCCGAUCAAAGCCUGCUUUACAAAGCUGUAUGUUUGCGGCGGGUGCCAAAGAAGCACCGACAUUGAAGCAGGCCAUGUGACAGUUCCGCCACUGAUAAAUGUGGUUAAUACAGUUGAACGAAUGGAUCUGAACCAGAUGUUAGAUGCUACGGUAUUUCCAGACUGGGAGGUGCUGCGGAGUGGCCCUGAGAUGACGUCUCGAUCGGAUGCAGUCGCGGCAAUCUUGCAGGGAAGCUUGUACAUCUGUGGUGGACAGGACGGCAUGGGGGUGCUGAACAGUGCAUGUCGUUUUCAUCCUGCUCGUGGCGACUGGGAGGUGUUGCCGUCCAUGUGGCAGGGGCGCUGGAAUGCAACAGGAGGAGCUGUGGAUGGGUGCCUUUAUGUUUGUGGCGGAGCAGACAGCAGUAGCCCUCUCAAUUCCAGCGAGCGUUUCAAUCCUCUUACUCAUACAUGGGAAGUCAUGAGUCCUAUGCUUCGUCAACGUUCAGGCUCGGUGAGUGCCAUUUUGGGAAAAGCCCUGCUUGUGGCGGGUGGUGGCGAUGGCCAGCAGCCCCUAAGUUCAGCGGAACGUUUUUCAUCUUCCAGCGCAAGCUGGGAAGUCCUGCCCGCCAUGGCCCACCGCCGUAUUGGAGCCGUUUCGGCUGUCCUUCAUGAGUGCUGGUAUGUUUGUGGAGGUGGAGAUGGUCACCACGUGCUGGAUUCUGUUGAAAUGUUCCACACGCAGCGUCUGUGCUGGGAAAAACUUGCUCCUAUGACAUGUCCCCGUUGGGGCAGCGUCGUUGGUGUGCUGGGUCAUCACUUAUACGUGUGUGGUGGUGGCACGGGACAAUCUGUGUUGCGCGGAGCCGAGCGCUACAACACCGAAAGCCGGACUUGGGAGGAGCUACCGCCUAUGCAAAGCCACAGAUGGGGUGCGACCUGUGUGGUGGCUUUGGGUUGCGUCUAUGUGCUCGGUGGAAGCAGCGGCACAGCGCCACUGGAUACAGCGGAACGCUUCAACCCUGCAGCUUGCGCCUGGGAACAGUUGCCCAACAUGGGACAGCCGCGAUACAGGGGAGCAGCUGCCAUUGUUAUUGGCUGA
Messenger RNA from Symbiodinium sp. CCMP2456, 1416 nucleotides. Lineage: Eukaryota; Dinophyceae; Suessiales; Symbiodiniaceae. The record is from the annotation of a GenBank genome assembly.